Messenger RNA from Pocillopora meandrina, 3765 nucleotides. The record is from the annotation of a GenBank genome assembly. Lineage: Eukaryota; Metazoa; Cnidaria; Anthozoa; Scleractinia; Pocilloporidae.
AUGUCUCUUAAAGACCGUUCCUUCCCAAUGAGCCCCGGCAUAGUUCUGAGCGUUUUCUGUUUGCUUCUUUACUCCGUUGAAUUCAUUCGAAACGAGACUAAGUUCAAUGAGUAUGAACGAAGGUUGAAAACUGUGGAGGAAUUCAUGCCUCAAGAUAAAAUGACACAAGCGACGACGGAUUAUCCUCCCACUGAACAAGGUGAUGUCUGACUGCAUUUAUUUUAAUUGAUACAUGGUUGUCUGUGUUUGUUGCUAGUCAUGCUUAUUUAAAGGUAUUUAUGUAAGUUACAAGUUUCUCUGAACUGUCACAGGAUUAAGUUUUUGAUCAAAAGUACUCGAGAGCUGAUGGUCGUCUCCUCUGACUUCUGUUUUAGCAUAAUAGAUUUGAACUAGAUUUAUUUUCCCUCCAUUGAAAUAUGGAAAUUACCGUGUAUCUAACGACGUAAAAUAAAAGUUAACCAUAUGGACGACUCUUGUUUUACAUCAUGUUCAUUCUCUAAUAUGUUGGAGACUUGCCAAGGACAAAAACGCAAAUGUUUUCAAGCUCAGCAAUACACUAAUAUUUUUUAAAUAGCGACAUUGAAAUAGUGGAACCGAUGUGUUGCCCACCGUUUUGUGAACAAGAAAUGAAAGCUUUCUCCCAAGUCUCUUGGUGAACAAGAAAGUAAAGCUCCCUGUCAAUACCCUUGUAAACAUACAGCUUUAAAAUAUUCAUAGCUUCUCGUUAAGCUCGAAAUGAUUAUAUUUGUGGAGAAAUCAAGUCAAGAGAUAAACAUGAGCCAUUUGACAAGGGGUUAAAUUUAAAUUUCUUUUACGUCACUCUUGAUAACUGGAAAGGAUUUCUGUCCUCGCUCCGGUCAAAUAGACCUUUUUACAGUUCCCAGCACCAUAUUGGACAUGCAACCGCGUACACGUGAGAACGAGUCUGGGGUUGACUCGUGUUAAAUCUCUGUGAGCGCUUUUGGUGAAAUUCGUGAGUGGGCAGUAAAAUUGUUCGAUUUUUAAGGAAAAUGAAUGGUCCUAGCCGAAAUCUCGAUAAAGCUAAUUUUUCUUCGAAAAAGAAAGGAAAGCAGUGUGCCGCUUUUGGUUGUUCAAAUACAUUUUAUGGCCCCAAUGGUUUGCCUACGAGCUUUCACUUCUUCAAGUUUAUGCACGGAGGCAUGUAUUUUUGCUAAGUAUUUAUCGUUCUAUACUUAUCUUAUUCUCUGUGAAUUAUGGAUGAGGGUAACUAUUGUCGCAAGAUUAGUACAAGUUUUCUAUUACGUACCUGAAUUGUUUUAAGUUCAAUAGAGUUUUUUUUAUUCCGGCAGUAACUCAAUAAGUUCAGUACUGAUCACCUUUUUACUACAUGGCUUGCCUUAAACACUCCUAGCAGAGAAACUCUUAGAAAGUAACUGCUUUUAAUAAAAUAACCAAGACACUGUAUCUUCAGAGUUUUCACUUAUUAUGGCAGACACAAAUUUUGCAGUAAUUGUGACAAAAGCAGUUUUCAGUAGUUGUUGUUUUUGUUUUUUAUGAUAGCAUAGUAACCCACUAUGGAUGCCAGAUGGAACUCUCAAAAAAUAUUUUGUGUGCUUUAUGUAUCAAUCAAUUUGAUGCUUCAAACUGAAAAAAAGAAAAAGUGAGUUUCACUAACUGAAAGAGUUCUUGACACAUAGAUGAACUAUGACACUAAAUUUUAUCAUUCACAAAAUUGUCCUCAUAAUAAAAAUUUUGAUUGAAGUCUCGCAAAAAAUAAUUUCUCAUACAACUGGAUGGUCUGAAAGAUUCUCUUUCAAACAAAUCUUAUGGUAACUGUAACAGUAUAAAAUAUAUAUCUUGAUUUGGAUAUAUUUCUCAAUCUUUUAAGUAUCUUCUUUACAUCUCAAAAUUAUAUUAUCGUAACAUUGGUUCACACAAUGCAAUAAGAACUAGUAUAGCAAACCUUUGUGUCAGAAGGCCUCUGAGUGCUAAGAAUAGGAAGAUCAAUUCACAGAAUGUUUAUCACUGACAGAAACUUAAAUGUAUGUAAAGGACUAGCAUUGUUGAGAUCAGUAGCUGAGAGGUAGCAUUUCUGUUCUCUUCCUUUAACCCUUAAAUACCCAAGAUCUGAUUGUUAAUUCUCCCUUAUGAGAAUUUGGUGUAAGAUCAAGACAACUUCUGCCUGAUAAGUUUCAGUAUUAUCAUUAUCUGUUUGCUGUAUAGUGUUUGGAUAUUAUAGGGAAACGUUACAUGAAUCAGUCACUUUUGGGAGUUUUUAAAUUGUCUAAUAUUUUGGUCUGAUUCUUUCAAUGCUGUCUUGCCACCUAAUAAAUUACCACGAGUCGUGAACUGAAAUGGUUUUCAAUGUAUCACGAGCAUAAGUUGUCCUGGGCCAGAUGGGUUUCAAAAUAUUAUGACAUCUAUUAGUUACAGUUUCCCUCAUGGGUUGAUAGAAAGAAAGGUUAUAAUCAAGUGGUUCUACAGUCUCUAUUGCAUAGUUUCCCGUAAGAUACAAUGUACAAAUGGCAAACUAACAUAUAUCUUGGUAAACAAAAUGGGAACAACUUUAACUGAAGAAUAUGGUACAACAACAAGUACCACAUCAACAACAGCAGCAAUAACAAAUCUCCUCUACCUAGAGGACUACAGCCUUUGCCUCGCUUUCUAAGCCAUAUUGAACAACUUCUGUGGUACUUCCUGUGAUGCGUUCGUCUCAAAACGAUGUGGCGAUAUUCUCGUGAAACAACGGGGUAAUCGUAAAGCUCGUAAAUUACGGAGAUCGCUCGACCAUCCAAGGGCUGAAAUCCUUACCAUAGUUGCUUCGUAUUUGAAGUCGCUCUGGCCUUGUUCAAGGUCCUGAAAAUCUGUGAGAAGUUCUUGGUUUUCUCCACUACUCGAUGGAAGGACGUGUUACAUCAGCAAAGCAUAAACAUAAUAAACAUAAGCAAAAGUCGGUUCUAAUUCCGCCUGUCGAUUUUGAACUAGAUUUUAAAAUCUCCCUGAGAUCUUUUGCUUCGAGUUUCUGGAUGUCAUCUAAUGACGAAAUUUCCAUAUUGUUGUAUCAAGACAAGGGAGGGAGAAAUCACAUUGGAAAGUGCAUUAGAACGUGGUCAACCCCAGCCUCGUUAUCGUGUGUGCGCGGUUGCUAAUCUAAUAUGGCGCCGGGAGCUGUAAAAAGGUCUAUUGUCGUUUGCUUCUAGUGUUUGUAGUUGAACUUGGAUCUGUAUCAUGUUAUUUGAGAUGAAAAUGAAGGGUCCUAUUGGGUUACUCUCCUAUUCUAUUGACAUAUUUGAUAUAUUUUCAGUCAUACAAACCACCUCUGCCGAGCUUGAAAUCAAUCGACUGAAGCGUAGUAUUUCACACCCACCACCUUUUAAUAAUUCAGCUGGGAUUAGGAAAAUGAUAGAGGACAUUGUUUAUUUCACUUGGAGUAUUUGCCACAACAAAGCUGGUUUGAAUGUUUGUCCUCGUGGCCGGCCAGGACCUCCGGGGAGAGCAGGACCCAAAGGUGACAAAGGAACGAAAGGCCCCCGAGGAAUUAUAGGAGCUCCUGGUCGGAGCGGAAAACAAGGAAAGAUGGGACCAUCUGGAGUAAGAGGAGAAAAGGGAAUUAAAGGAGACAUCGGGCCACCGGGUAUCCCAGGUAUCCCGGGAAUUAAAGGGGAAUCAGGAGAGUCUCUUUCGCCUCCAAAUGUAACAAAAACUAAUUGUCAACGAAACCAAGACAGCCUCGCUUCUAUGCUCUGCUUCUGGAAAUCCCGCCGUUCAAAUAACUUGGUCAAAGGCCAAGGGAUCGUUGCCUAG